Molecule: messenger RNA, 2274 nt
Organism: Terrapene triunguis (Three-toed box turtle)
Lineage: Eukaryota; Metazoa; Chordata; Testudines; Emydidae
Gene: TMEM115
Product: transmembrane protein 115
Exons: 2
Coding region: 330-1403 (357 amino acids)
Biological process (GO): retrograde vesicle-mediated transport, Golgi to endoplasmic reticulum
Cellular component (GO): Golgi apparatus; membrane
Source: RefSeq, a predicted model, not a curated record
GGCACUCCAGUGGGGCCUGGGGCUCUGGAGUAUCUGAGCAUUUUGGGUAACAGGGCCAAGGGGAUCUGGGCUCGUCCCUUUUGGAUUCUGCGGCAGGCAGGGUAACAGUCCCCUGCUGUGCUGUCUGGGGGGAGUCUGAUCAGCAGGGCGGAGAGGCUCUGUCGUCCCCCCUCUCAGUGCCUGUGGUGGCCGGUGUCAGGACUGAAGUCUGCUCUAUCCAUACUGAGGAAGAGGUGGAGAGGGGGCUGCUGGAUGCAUGACUCCCCCAAAAGUAUCAAAUCAAGGCCCCUGACUGGUUUAGUGAAGGUGUGUGUGGGCAGAGAUUCAACAUGAACCGGUACCUCCCAGUAGCCCGGCAGCAUUUUCUGGCUGUGCUGGCCAGCACCAGUGUGGUGGUGAAGUCCAUCUGUGCCACUGUCAUCCUGCUCUACCUUCUAUCCUUUGCUGUGGACACGGUGUUCGGGCUUGGCGUGACUCCUGGUUACCUCUUUCCACCCAACUUUUGGAUCUGGACGUUGGCCACACACAGUGUGGUGGAGAAGCAUGUCUGGGACGUUGGCGUGAGCCUGGCCACAGUAGUGCUGGCUGGCAGGCUGCUGGAGCCCCUGUGGGGAGCACUGGAGCUCCUGAUCUUCUUUGCAGUGGUGAAUAUCUCAGUUGGGCUUCUGGGAGCCUUUGCCUACUUUCUCACCUAUGUGGGGUCAUUCAAUCUCUUGUACCUGUUUACCGUUCGCAUUCACGGCAUGCUGGGCUUCCUCGGUGGGGUCUUGGUGGCCCUCAAGCAGACCAUGGGCGACAGCACUGUCCUGAAGGUGCCCCAGGUGCGGAUGAAAGUGGUCCCUAUGCUCUUACUCCUUAUCCUGGCUGUUCUGAGGCUGACCACCCUAAUUGAAAGCAACCUAUUGGCCUCUUAUGGCUUUGGGGUCCUCUCCAGCUGGAUCUAUCUUCGUUUCUACCAGCGGCACAGUAGGGGACGUGGAGACAUGUCAGACCACUUUGCCUUUGCCACGUUCUUCCCCGAGAUCCUGCAGCCCGUGAUUGGUUUGGUGGCCAACUUGGUGCAUGGCAUCUUGGUGAAGGUAAAAGUUUGCCGGAAAACAGUGAAGCGUUACGAUGUGGGUGCUCCUUCGUCCAUCACCAUCAGCCUGCCUGGAACAGACCCGCAGGAUGCUGAGAGGAGAAGACAACUCGCCCUGAAGGCGCUGAAUGAGCGGUUGAAACGCGUGGAGGACCAGUCAGCAUGGCCCAGCAUGGAGGACGAUGAGGAUGAGGGAGGUCCCAAGGCGGACAGCCCGCUGCUCCCUGAGAAGAGCCAAAGCAGCCGGGAUGCCAAUGCUGCAGGGAAAGGAGCCAGCCAGGAGUCCAGCCUCAUCACCUUUGAGGAUGCUCCCCCUCAGCUGUGACCUGUGAACAUACCGCCUCCCCUGUCAGAGUGAUCCCUCCUAUCUUCUCACAGUCCUGUCUGCUCCCCAGUAAUGCUGUCUGCAGGGAGCAAGGGGACACCUCCAGCAACCUCAAGGGGAGAGGGCUACCUCAUUCCAGCAUUUAAUAGCCACAGUUGGCUGAUGCCGUGUUUCUAGACUGUCUCUGGGUGGUAACCGUUAGCCAGUGCUGGCUCCUUGGAAGGGCGCUCUCUCCUGCUGGGGCUCUGGUUCUCAUUCGCUUUCUUCAGUGGUGAUGUGAGGUUCCUCAAAGACACUAAGCAGGGCUGGGCACCAACCACCAAGGGGGGUGGACUCGUGUGUGUCUCUUCAGCACAGGACAUGGACUGGUCUGUCCAGAGAGGCCUUACGCUGGCCGCCUCUGCCAGUAGCCACCACUGGGGCUAACUGACUGUAUACGCCUCAGUGGUGGCCAUGGCACUGGACUCAUCCGGCCUCAGGAUUUGCCCUAUGCAUGGUUGGUCAGGUCCCAAUUUUGAAGCCUGUGUGCUAGACCACUAGAUGAUCCUCACAGCAUCCCAGAGGGCAAACUCAGCAAGUGAUACAGCACUUUCUCUCUCUUACUUUUGUGGUGGUGGUUGUUAAAAAGUACCCUGCAGCUUCCUUUUUCCCUUUCAAAGUUAGUUUUGUUACUGAUCUGAGGAGUGGGAAGUUUUUCUUAAUCCCUUUGCUGUAUUAACCCUUUCCCCUCUGGCCCCAUUAUCUGGCAAGAACUGACUACAAUAAAUUCCUGAGUUGAGAAUUUGCCAUGAUCAUUAGAUAAGCCUGUUUAGCUACAAAGUAAUUGCUUAAUACCACCCCCUUGCUGCAGCUGCCUACCUUGAAUUAUUGA